GCUUUUUUGCGUCUUCCAAACUUCUACAUUCACCAAUUCCAGCGAUUCGAACGCACCAUUUUUUGAAAAAUGGCGGUGUUGAUAAUUCCUUAUAAAAUCAAGCUAGCAAUAAAAUAGCCAAAUAUGCUUCAAUAUAUUUUAAUAACUAUACUUAUCUUAAUAUUGUAUUAUAGUAAUAUAUAUUUUAAUAUUAGAUUGGAUACAAGGUGUUUAUUCGCGCAGGAUAAUUCGGUCUUCCCCUCUUCCAAUGCUGCAUUGGUGUCGUCCGCGCUGAAUUUGAAACGUGUAUCUGUAUUGAGUUAGCGUGGCUGUCCGACCUGUUUUCCGGUGUACAGCCUCGGGGUAAAAGCCAGGAGUAACUUGCAAGACAACAGCUCUGUGAACACUGCAUGUUUUCCAGAGCACUCCAGCGAAAGGGAAGGCAGUGCGUCCCACUAAGCCGGUUUUUGGGAAUCUUUUCUUUUUUAAAGCAGGUUCUCUGUUGUUCAGGGUCUGCUGUGUUAACCUUUGGUGCCUUGCCUAUUGAGACGAGCGGAUAUGGAAUGUGACCCCUGCCACAGUCCAGUGGGUGUUUUGUGAAUAAGGCAAAAGCUGUACAGAAUAAGAAAAUAAGGGAAGACAAACAAAUAAAACUUGUCGUUUUCCUCAGUAUGCCCGUUGAAACUUUGCACGCAGACAGAAUGGUUAAACAAGUGUCGUGCGGAGCAACCUUCACCUCCGCCAUGCCUUUCCGGAUCCUCAACAAGGGGCCCGAGUACUUCCGCAGGCAGCUGGAGCCCAACUCCAAAAAGCUGAGCGCCGUGGAGAGACUGGAGGCUGACAAGGCCAAGUACGUGAAGAGCCAGCAGGUCGCCAGCACCAAGCAGGAGCCGGUGAAGCCGCCCCUGAUCAAGAAGGCUCUGAUGUCCCCCGGGGUCCUGCGCACCAUCAACACCCCCACCCGCAAGAUCCCCCUGGGCCUCCGGAGAGGCGAGGGCUGCGGCCGGAGGGGGGCCCUGAACAUCGACAUCCUUAACAACCUCAUCAACAUCUGUGACAGCCCCCUGUCCUCAUCGCCGUCCCCCAAAACAGAAACGGGGGGCUCCUCGCCGAGGGUGAACGCUACGUGGGAGAAACAGCCAGACGGACAAGCCAAGCUCUCCGGCGGCUACAGCAACCUGUCCAAGGUGUCUCCGAAUUCAGUGACUGUGCGGAGGGUCGACGUGCGGCCCAAUGCGGUGCAACAGCAUCCUAAGCAGCAGCGGCAGCAACAGCAGCAGCAGCAGCAGCAGCAGCAGCAGUGUGUUCGACAAACCGCUCCUCGCGUCUGCGACCUUAUCCCACCCUCCUCCCCAGCCUACACCAGGAUUUCCUCCACCAGUUCCAGGAGUUCCAAAAGGGGACACCCCUCCUUGCAUCGCUCCAAAUCAGACCUGAGUGACCGCUACUCGCGGGCCACCGCCGACCUGGAGCGCUUCUUCAACUACUGCGGCCUGGACCCCAUGGAGAUCGAGAGCAUCGGCGUGGAGCGCUUCGCCCGGGCCAGCUCCGACAUCGUCUCCAUCAAGCUCCCCAGCGUCAGCACGCCCAGCUCGGAGCAGAGCUGCCAGACCGAGGAGAGAGCCAGCGAGCGCGAGCCCUACGGCAUCUCCAUCAUCGAGAGGAACGCCCGCGUCAUCAAGUGGCUCUAUGGCAUCCGCCAAGCGUGGGAGACACAGAAGGUGUCCAACGUGUAGCCCUGCUGCUGCCGGAGACAGAGACUUGUUUAGUGCCUGACUGUGCUUUCAAUACUUCAUAACCAGAGACACUCACGAGAUUCCAAGCUGCAGUGCAGUUCGCUUUUUCUAUUGUUUUUUUGUUUUAUGAGAACCAUUCUUGUUGUGCUUUUAAGCAUCUUUUUAGGACAAACCUGAGAGCUGAAAAAAAAGAGAGUAAACCAUGAAUGAAGCUGUAACACUAGGGCAACUGGCGUGGAAGAAAGGUCAGGUUAAACUGUAACUGAAAAGCUUAAAUAUUGAGAAGCUUCCCUUCUGUUCAAACAGGGCUCUGUGCCAAAGUGUAAGCUUAAUGGUGCUUGUAAAGCCGAUGUCUUUAAGGUAAGAGAGUAAAGAAAAUGGUUUGUUUAGGGAGGGGUGAAAGGCUAAUACUAUGAUUGACAUGUGUAUUGACAUUUAUUUCAAAAGUCAAGUUUGUUAUGAAAAUAAAGUUUGAAAAUACAAAGGAAAAAAAAGAAAAUUUUCAUAAUCGCUGUGAAAUAAGGGCUUAAUAUUAAAUUCAGUUUAACAAGCCUCGUUCCUCCUGGCCUGAUCCCCAUGUAUCUCAAUUGGUCAAUUUACACUGUUCUGUGUGUGUGGGUUAUCAUGGAACUCUACAGGGCUUUCUGUGGUACUUUUAAAAUAAAGCUACUAAUGUUCUAAUGGGGUUGCAUUCCACUGUUCCAAAGUUUGUGUUCUAUUUCUCUGGCUAUGCUUUUGGCAAAGUGGUUGAAGCUUUGAGUUGUCUGUUUCGUUGUGAUAAACAGGUGGUAAAUGUAAGUGCUGAGGGGGUUUUGUGAAGGUGUCGUAUGUCAGGCAGUCUGUGUGUGUGAGGGAGUGAUCAAGCCGCUAGUGUUAAACACUGAACCGGAGAGGAGAGGCUCUGUGGAGAUCUCACUGUAAACUGGGUGUGAAACACAGAUUCGAUGGGUCAGACCCAUUAGCUGGGAAGAUGAAGGGGAUGAAGUUUUCAAGAUGAGUAAAAGAAGUUGCAGGUAUCAGUAAGGACUCGAAGGUGUUGGGCAGAAAUUUAUUUUUUAUUCUGUUUUGAAACAGAAGCGAUUUUAAGCAUAGAUUGUUUGUGUGUGUAUACAGUAUAGUGUGCAUUUGUGACAAAUCUGAAGUAUUUAAUCCAUUAAAGGAUGCUGUCCUGUCCAUUGCAUGACUAUCCUUUGCAUGGAACAGUGGCUUUUUAAUGGGUCACAAUGAGUGGCUAUUUGUUUUGCAGAUUCUCAGUGUAAUGCAACCCCCCCACACCCACACCCACACCCACACCCAUACCAGUCUAACCCAGUUAACAGCAGCUGAUGCAAAUGCACAUUUGUUUUUUUGGAGAGACGAUAGACGACUGUUCAAAGAAAGAUAAUUGCUUGAAUAGAAAUGCUAAAGAAAAUGUAUGUGUAAUUUCAUUUUUUCUAUCUGUCUAGUUCAUUGAUUUAUUGUAAUUUUGUUUGGUCUUUUUCUGGCUUGGGACAAAUGUAAAAUGAAUACGGUACAUCCUGCUUCUGGUUUAAAAACGUGUCUGUAGUUUCUGCAUGCUCUGUUUUGCUUAAAAUGCAGCCUGGAUCUGCUUCUGAAGAUGUGUUGGGCUCCUCUGUGAUUACUAGAUGUGUUUUGUUUUAAUCCAGAACAAUGUGAAUACCCUUCUGUGUAUAUUGUUUUAUUAGGGUGGGCUGAAUUGACUCUACAGGGUAAAUGCACUGUAUAGAAUAUGCACUGUCUGGUUUUCAUCAGCACUUUAUCAGGACGCAGUUUAAACAGACACAAAACCAAAGUGGUGUAGUUGUAAGAUCUUCCAAUCCUGCACUACCUGCAAACUUACUGAUGCUGCAAUGCACGCUGUCAGUGGAGCGGGAUUGUGAUAAAAUCCAAUCCGUUGAUUUAAGAAAUCUCAAGAUUAUUAUUAUUUAUUUAUUUAUUUAUUUCCAGUUGUAAAUACCAUUGAUUUUAUAAUGCAAAUCAGAUAAAGGCUGUGAAAAUGUGACAGUGCAUAUUUUAAAUGUCUAUAAAUCUAAACAACUUUUGCACAACGAAUAUUUAGGCCUAUUGGUGAAUAAACAGCUGGCAUAUUUACUUAAUAGUACAGACAUGAUCAGAUUUAACUGCCUACUGUCCUAUGCCAGCUGUUUUUAUUUACUCUGUUUUUGUUAAUCCUAUUUUUUUUUUUUUUUUUUUUGUGCAAUACUUGAAUUCGUUGAUUCAAAAUUCAAUGUAGUAUGAAGUAAAUCUGAUGUCAUUCAUUUCGAUGUGUUUGAGUGUCUCAUUGUGUGGAACAACUUCUUCAACAAAAUAAUAUACAGGAAAACUUAGAAUAAAACUGCCACUGAUCAAUGUCAACCCUACUCCCAUAGUUUCCAAACAAAUCUGUUUAACCCUGGGUGAAAAAAAAACCCAUAUCUAAUCAUAAAAGAAGGAAGAUUCUGUGUAUUGUGAAUAAGAUCACAUACAAAAUAAGAUAAUAUUGAUCUAUGAAGGAAUACUGGUAGGAGGGUUCUGCUGCUGGAGAUUGCAUGAUCACACACACAUGUGUUUAGAUUGGAUUAUCACAAAGACGAAUGCGGCUUUGUUUAUUGCAAUCAGUUUGCAACAAUUGUAUCUGGCAGUAUUCCACUGAACAAUGAAAGUAACCCCUUUGUACAGUUGAUAUUAAGUAACCAAAUUCUUAUGUUAAAUGAUCGUAUUGUUCGAGAGACAUGGGGUCUGUUGGAAUGGAAUUUAUUUCUGCUGCUAAAGCUCUUCCAGGCAUGGCCAGUGCCAGGGGUACUGAAUGGUAUAACGUGCUGCCAGUUGCUGCACAACCACUUCGCACAGCUGAUGCUUCACAACAACUGCGUCUCUCCUCUUCUGUGUUUGCAGUUUCGCUGUAUUUGUGUAACCGGCACCCAGGAAGCACAAUGUGUUGUGUGCUGUAUGAGUACUGCCUGUACCUGCAACACAAAGACUGCUUGCUGUUUGUGUGUGUGUGUGUGUGUGUCCUUUCCCCAUGCAACCCCCCUCCUAUUGCAACAACACAAAGGUGAAGAAACGAAAGAAACAAGAGUCCUGAUCUUGAACUGCACCUGUACCUUUUUAACUCGUUUUUGUACAUAUUUAUGUUUUUUUCGAGAAGGAAAAAAAUAAACGAGCACUGCAUUCCUUAAAAAUGA
Molecule: messenger RNA, 4879 nt
Organism: Acipenser ruthenus (sterlet)
Lineage: Eukaryota; Metazoa; Chordata; Actinopteri; Acipenseriformes; Acipenseridae
Product: protein FAM110A-like
Exons: 2
Coding region: 651-1715 (354 amino acids)
Source: RefSeq, a predicted model, not a curated record